Molecule: messenger RNA, 1017 nt
Organism: Neurospora tetrasperma FGSC 2508
Lineage: Eukaryota; Fungi; Ascomycota; Sordariomycetes; Sordariales; Sordariaceae
Exons: 3
Source: RefSeq, a predicted model, not a curated record
CCCAGCAUCGGUCACAGGGGUGAUAUCUCCCCGACAUCAGCACCGGACAGAAGAACGGGAGGUAAUUCAUCUUCGGCAACGGGAGCAUAUUCUUCAUCAUCCACCCAAGUCCAUAGCCAACGGAUGCCACAGCACAAUGCACCAGGGAAUGCGCCAAGCCCAUCGGCACGAGACACAAGAAUGGGUCACCCUGUUUCAUCAUCCACGGGACCGAGCCCGCUGCCUGCAAAAAAUGGAAGAGCCCCGAGGCCACAUCCUCCCGAACGCAAACAAUCAAAGAGAAAGCGGAAAAAGCUGGACGAUAAUGUGGGCUCUGCGGAAUUAAAUAAGGAGACAAACAAGAGUUCCCCAGACCGCCAGCAAAGAGCCAAAGUCACAACUCCCAGUGUCGGUAGCUCCAUCGCUUUCACCCCUAUUAACAAGGCUUUUAAUUCUCAACCCGUACCGGCUCCUUCCGAAGCAUACCCCAGUGUCGGUAGCUCCAUCGCUUUCACCCCUAUUAACAAGGCUUCGAAUUCUCAACCCGUACCGGCUUCUUCCGAAUCAUACGCUCAGGCUGCAAAUAAUGGGGUCUCAAAAGGGGUAAGACCAAACAAACAGUCAAGCAGCCGAGGCGUGCCAGCUUGGAAAAUGACAUGUAACAAAUAUGCAGAUUCAGGACGUUGUACGAGAUGUGGGGAGUUGCUUCCAAGCAAAAAUUACUCCUCCCCGCGGUGUGACAAGUGUAGGCAAAACGCCAGGGAAAGAAAGCAAGCCAAAAAGGAUAAGGGCGUAACAAGAAAAAGCGGUCAAAAGAGGAAAAGAAGGCCAAAGAGGAUGCUGCCGGCACAGAGGUGGCAGAACCUGACGCUUCCAGCUCGGAAUCGGAGGGUGCGCAAGACGAGGCAGAUGGAAUGGAGUUCUCAGAAUGGGAGUCUACAGAUGAUGGAGAGAAUGACUCUGAUAUGGAUGGGGCUGCCCAGGAGCAGCUGGUUUGCGUAUGAGCUGGGACAUGGACUGCGGGACGAAGAGUGUUAG